This is a messenger RNA of Cucurbitaria berberidis CBS 394.84, 1205 nucleotides long. RefSeq names its product NAD-P-binding protein. The transcript has 4 exons. The coding region runs from base 47 to 1099 and encodes 350 amino acids. NCBI's taxonomy places the organism in Eukaryota, Fungi, Ascomycota, Dothideomycetes, Pleosporales, Cucurbitariaceae. Gene Ontology annotation, molecular function: oxidoreductase activity. The record is from RefSeq and is a predicted model, not a curated record.
ACUGCUCAUCUCCAUCCACUCCCACAACCUUGUACACUUUCCAAGAAUGACUUCCCAAACUACAAACAUAGCAUGGACAGUUCCUGCCACCGCCUCCGCCGUCACUGAUCUUAUCAAACAAUCCAAACCCGUGCCCACACCUGGACCAAAGCAAGUUCUAGUCCAACUAACAGCUGCUGCCCUCAACUACAGAGACCUCUUAAUCAGUAUUCGAUCUCCUCAGUAUCCCGGCAACCACAAAGCGGACCUCGUGCCUGGUGCCGACGGCGCAGGUAUAAUCUGCUCUGUGGGAGAAGAAAGUAAAUGGGGAGGCAGCGAGGGCCUAGCGGUGCUGUUGCAUCCCAACAACUGGAUAUCUGGCGACGUACAAGCGCUGUCUUUCGAGACCAUUUUAGGCGGCACGAGUAAAGACGGUACAUUGCAGCACUAUCUGGCUGUGGAUGAUGAGUGUAUUGUUGAGGCGCCGAAGAGCCUUUCUGCUACUGAGAGCGCGAGUCUUGUCACUGCCGGAGCUACGGCGUGGGCGGCGAUUAGAGAAAGCUUGGAUAUGACAUUGAAGGGGAGGACGGUGCUUACUAUGGGAACAGGCGGGGUUAGUUGUUUUGGGAUACAGAUUGCAGCCGCGCUCGGGGCUACUGUCAUUGCCACUUCGUCUUCAGACAGUAAAUUGGACUUUGCCAUGUCCCUUGGUGCAACACAUGUUGUCAACUACUCAAAGACACCAGAUUGGGAUCAAGAAGUACUACGAAUUACGGCCGGAAGGGGCGUUGAUCACGUCAUCGAGACUGGCGGUGCUGGCACGUUGAUGAAGUCCAUCAACAGCACACGAACAGGGGGCUUGAUCAGCCUUCUUGGUGCUCUAACGCCUGAUGCGCCAAUCGAUACAGCUUUUGUACCAAGCGUGCUGUUUGGUGGUAAAUUUGUGAAAGGAUGUGUGGCCUUUAGUCGCGACCUCGUCGCCGAGCUGGCAAGCUUCGUCGAAGCGAACAGUAUCAAGCCGGUAAUUGCGCAUGAGUUUGGGUUUGAGCAUUUAGUGGAGGCUUUUGAAGCGUUGCAGAAGCAGCAGGCCGUAGGGAAGAUCGCUGUGAAGAUUACCUAGUUAAGCGUAGGUUGACCCAAGUAUUAUCUUCUGCGAAUCCUGAUUUGGGAUCUGUUCAUGGUGUUCGUGAACACUAAUAUCAGCCACUCAAAUCCGGGACAUGACC